AUGGAUUCAGACUGUCAGUCUAACAGGUCCUCCUCACCAGAACUGGAGAGUAGAGAAAGCCUCAACUUCAAGUCUGGGCCAAUGUUCCAGAAACUGUGUGCAAGUCAGCGAAUGCCAACCCGGGGAAAGAUGAAGUCCAACAGGAGAGAGAAUCAGGAGAACCUGCAUGAGCUGCGUAUGAAGGUGAAUAGUCGUGAACGACAAAGAAUGCAUGACUUGAACCAAGCCAUGGAUAGUCUCCGAGAAGUCAUGCCAUACUCUCAUGGACCCUCUGUGCGUAAGCUCUCUAAGAUUUCAACUCUGCUGCUGGCACGUAACUAUAUUCUUAUGCUAUCCAACUCACAUGAAGAGAUGAGGAAGUUGCUUAGUAAAGCCUAUGGAGUUCACCGUCUGCCUGACUGUACAAGUCAUUUGUAUCAGCCACCUAUGGCACCGCUACCGCAAGUUAUGAGCACACUGCCACUUUCAGAUGUCGGUGGUUACAUUGGACUAAUGACACCAGAAGUCCACCGCAUCCCUGAAGCUGCUCCUCAGAAUUUUUCAGGACCUCUGUACCCUUGUGUCACAUGCCAGCCCCUCUCACAUCCACUAACAAGGACUGCUUCUAAUUUACUAUUCCCAAGAACCAGCAAAUGA
Molecule: messenger RNA, 636 nt
Organism: Nanorana parkeri
Lineage: Eukaryota; Metazoa; Chordata; Amphibia; Anura; Dicroglossidae
Product: oligodendrocyte transcription factor 3-like
Exons: 1
Coding region: 1-636 (211 amino acids)
Molecular function (GO): protein dimerization activity
Source: RefSeq, a predicted model, not a curated record